This is a messenger RNA of Fusarium venenatum, 498 nucleotides long. The record is from RefSeq and is a predicted model, not a curated record. NCBI's taxonomy places the organism in Eukaryota, Fungi, Ascomycota, Sordariomycetes, Hypocreales, Nectriaceae.
AUGUCUGCGGAAUUAAAGCGUAAGGGUGGUUUGAAUGAGCCAAAGUUGAUCCAUUGUGGCUUGAAGAGGCUUGAAGCUAUCGAGUCUUCUGAUUCUCAUUCUGAUUCUGGGUCGCUGUUGCAGUUGCCAUCCAUUGCUCAAGAUGCAUCUUUCCUCUUCUGGUUUGGUGGGCUCUUCUUACCCCACCUAAGCUCCAUCUUAUCAAUCGCAACCUCUUGCUCGUGUUCUUUUCUCUCUUUCUCUGCCGCUAAUCUCUUACAAGGCGGGUCACCCACAGCUAUCAAACCCGCUGGAGCGUCUUGGCGAUCGGCCUCUUCCUCGAAAUACCGACAGAACAUUCCCUAUCCUAAACCACAAGUGAUCCCUAGGAUCCCACGGCACGUCAAAGCCGGUUCGACCGCCACAAAUUCACAGGAGAGACAUCUUCCAGUGGACCCUUCAACGGUCGAGAAGCCAUUCUAUGGAUGCAGUAACCAGAGAGAGUGGCCUGACAGUUAA